AUGAUGGAACAAGUCUGCGACGUUUUCGAUAUUUAUGCCAUAUGUGCAUGUUGUAAGGUUGAAAAUAAAAAUGAGGUGAAAAAAAACGAGGUUUUUAAUAAUUACACAUUUAGAGGUUUAGGAAAUAAAGGAGUAUUACCAUGGAAAUGUAAUUCACUAGAUAUGAAAUAUUUUUGUGCCGUUACUACAUAUGUGAAUGAAUCAAAAUAUGAAAAAUUGAAAUAUAAAAGAUGUAAAUAUUUAAACAAAGAAACGCUGAAUAAUGCAAUGGAUAUGCCUAAUUCGAAAAAAUUACAAAAUGUUGUAGUUAUGGGAAGAACAAGUUGGGAAAGUAUUCCAAAAAAAUUUAAACCUUUAAGCAACCGAAUAAAUGUUAUAUUGUCGAGAACAUUAAAAAAAGAAGAUUUUGAUGAAGAUGUUUAUAUCAUUAACACAGUUGAAGAUUUAAUAGUUUUACUUGGAAAAUUAAAUUAUUAUAAAUGUUUUAUUAUUGGAGGUUCAGUUGUUUAUAAAGAAUUUUUAGAAAAGAAAUUAAUCAAAAAGAUAUACUUUACUAGAAUAAAUAGUUCAUAUGAAUGUGAUGUAUUUUUUCCAGAAAUAAAUGAAAAUGAGUAUCAAAUUAUUUCUGUUAGUGAUGUAUAUACUUGUAACAAUACAACACUAGAUUUUGUUAUUUAUAAGAAAAAGAAUAAUCAAGUGUUAAAUGAAAAAGACUGUAUAGAAGGAGAAGAAAAAAAUAAUGAUAUGUCUUUAAAAAAUGAUGACAAAGAUACAUGUCCUAUGAAAAAAUUAACAGAAUUUUAUAAAAAUGUAGACAAAUAUAAAAUUAAUUAUGAAAAUGAUAAUGAUGAUGAUGAAGAAGAUGAUUUUGUUUAUUUUAAUUUUAAUAAAGAAAAAGAAGAGAAAAAUAAAAAUUGUGUACAUCCAAAUGAUUUUAAAAUAUAUAAUAGUUUGAAACAUAAAUGUCAUCCUGAAUAUCAAUAUUUAAAUAUUAUAUAUGAUAUUAUAAUGAAUGGAAAUAAACAAAGUGAUCGAACAGGAGUAGGUGUUUUAAGUAAAUUCGGAUAUAUUAUGAAAUUUGAUUUAAGUCAAUAUUUCCCAUUAUUAACUACAAAGAAAUUAUUCUUAAGAGGAAUUAUUGAAGAAUUGCUUUGGUUUGUUAGAGGAGAAACAAAUGGUAAUACACUGUUAAAUAAGAAUGUAAGGAUAUGGGAAGCUAAUGGUACUAGAGAAUUUUUAGAUAAUAGAAAAUUAUUUCAUAGAGAAGUUAACGAUUUAGGACCUAUUUAUGGUUUUCAAUGGAGACAUUUCGGAGCUGAAUAUACAAAUAUGCAUGAUAAUUAUGAAAAUAAAGGAGUUGAUCAAUUAAAAAAUAUAAUAAAUUUAAUUAAAAAUGAUCCUACAAGUAGAAGAAUUCUUUUGUGUGCAUGGAAUGUAAAAGAUCUUGAUCAAAUGGCAUUACCUCCUUGUCAUAUUUUAUGUCAAUUUUAUGUUUUCGAUGGAAAAUUAUCAUGUAUUAUGUAUCAAAGGUCAUGUGAUUUAGGACUAGGAGUACCUUUUAAUAUUGCAUCCUAUUCUAUUUUUACUCAUAUGAUUGCACAAGUCUGUAAUUUGCAACCUGCCGAAUUUAUACACGUUUUAGGAAAUGCACAUGUUUAUAAUAAUCACAUUGAUAGUUUAAAAAUCCAACUUAAUAGAAUACCAUAUCCAUUCCCAACACUUAAAUUAAAUCCAGAUAUUAAAAAUAUUGAAGAUUUUACAAUUUCGGACUUUACAAUACAAAAUUAUGUUCAUCAUGAAAAAAUUUCAAUGGAUAUGGCUGCCUAA
This is a messenger RNA of Plasmodium adleri (nom. inval.), 1827 nucleotides long. RefSeq names its product bifunctional dihydrofolate reductase-thymidylate synthase. Lineage: Eukaryota; Apicomplexa; Aconoidasida; Haemosporida; Plasmodiidae. The coding region runs from base 1 to 1827 and encodes 608 amino acids. The record is from RefSeq and is a predicted model, not a curated record. Gene Ontology annotation, molecular function: thymidylate synthase activity; dihydrofolate reductase activity. The transcript has a single exon. Gene Ontology annotation, cellular component: mitochondrion; cytosol. Gene Ontology annotation, biological process: one-carbon metabolic process; dTMP biosynthetic process; tetrahydrofolate biosynthetic process.